Molecule: messenger RNA, 2835 nt
Organism: Pieris brassicae (large cabbage white)
Lineage: Eukaryota; Metazoa; Arthropoda; Insecta; Lepidoptera; Pieridae
Gene: Cht2
Product: probable chitinase 2
Exons: 9
Coding region: 44-1570 (508 amino acids)
Biological process (GO): carbohydrate metabolic process; chitin catabolic process
Cellular component (GO): extracellular region
Molecular function (GO): chitin binding; chitinase activity
Source: RefSeq, a predicted model, not a curated record
UGUCAGAGCCGCGUCGACGUAUAAUUUAAAUUAAAUUUACAAAAUGGUGGGAAAAGUGUGGUUUUCUUUUUUUAUUGUGACAAUUCUGGCAGCCGUGUUAGAUGGCCAGACCUUGGGAGGACCUAUGCAUGGCAAAGUAGUGGUGUGUUACGUAGCCAGUUGGGCUGCAUACAGAACUGGUGCAGGCAAGUUUGAGCAGAGCGACCUCGAGCCGUCUCUCUGCACUCACCUUGUAUAUUCAUUCGCUGGUCUGGAUGAACAUGGCAACAGUAUUAAGAGCUUGGACCCUUGGCAAGAUCUUGAAAAGGACUACGGCAAAGCGGGUUACAAACGAAUGGUGGCUUUGAAAGAGAGGUAUCCGCAUCUGAAAGUGACGUUAGCUAUUGGAGGAUGGAACGAAGGUUCUCUUAAGUAUUCAGUAAUGGCGGCUAAUACAGAAGCGAGAGCGAAAUUUGUGCAGAGCGUCUUGCUUUUCUUGGAUACAUACAAAUUUGAUGGUCUAGACUUGGACUGGGAGUACCCGACGAGGCGUGAUGGUAGACCUGAAGACAAGGCAAACUAUGUGUUAUUGGUCAAGGAACUAAAAGAAGCCUUCGAGUCUAAAGGUUACAUACUGACGGCUGCGCUCGGAGCAGGCAAAGAGACCAUGGAAUCAGCAUAUGACCUCGCCAAGUUGAGUCGGUAUCUGGACUUCUUGCAUAUGAUGUGUUAUGAUUACCACGGCACCUGGGAUGGUGUUGUUGGGGCCAAUGCUCCGCUACGAGGGACUAACGAGCAGGACGUGUUAAGCUUGGAAUUCACCAUCAAAUACAUGUUAGCUCAUGGCGUAAGUCCUUACAAGAUGGUACUAGGUCUUCCCAUGUACGGUCGUAACUUCAUUCUUGAAAAUCCUGGGGUUAAGAAAAUUCUCUUCGGAGUCACAGCUGUCAAGAGUAUGGGAUUCCCCGGACCAUUUACUAAGGAAGCCGGGUUUAUGGGUUAUAAUGAGAUUUGUACCGAAGUAACAAAUAAGUCAGCGGCAUGGACCCAACACUGGCACGAACAAACCGCAACUCCGUACUUGCGGGACGGUGCACGAGUUAUAUCAUACGAUAAUGCAAGAUCCAUUGCUAUUAAAGUCAAAUUGGCCAUAGACUACGGUCUCGGUGGUCUCAUGGUGUGGAGUAUUGACACAGACGACUUCCGUGGCGCUUGCGAGAGCGAGAAGGAUGCAUACAUCGACUUUGUGGAUAGAUAUAAUAAGAUUGUAGACGAGCCAAUACUGCAAGAAGCUUUGAAGACACUAAACCUACCUGAUGCGAAUCGAAUAGAGAACUUAAGCAGACGAACAGCCUAUGUCGUUUCAAAUGGACGCUUACACCUUCGACUUCCAGAAGAAACCUACUCCAACUACAAUCUAAUGAGAACUAUUGAUGAAGCCACUCUUUUAUCGCUAGAAGAGAAGAGAAUCCUAGAUGAGAUAGAGUUGGUCAACAAAAAGAAUGAAAUUGGUUAUGAGCCCGAUUCGGCUGUUGCCGUAUCUAAUAGUUUUGUAUCUAUGGUUCUAUGUAUUGCCUUACUUUUCUAUUGAGAUUUGAGUUUAGAAUUAAGAAAUAUAAAUUGAACUCAUGAACUUUUUGAAUCUGUGGCUUCUUUAGCCAAGCGUUUGGCAGUCAAGAGGAAUUGAUAAAUAGACAUUAAAAGGAUAGACUAAACCGAAUCGAAUACGUAUUAAUAAUAUUUAUUCUGGAUUUAAAAUUAUAAAUUUUUAGUCUCGGUUGCUUGUGUGUAGGUUUCUAUGAGCGCCGAAAGAUCAUUCACCCAGCCCCGUGUGCUAUGUUGAAAAGUUUUUUUAUGGUAUAGAAAAAUAUAAAACUUUAUUUCAAUUUAUAUAUUGUGUCUGCUACAUCUAUUAAUUUUCUUCAUGUAUAACGAAUAAAUAAUAUGUAUAUUACAGCACUAGCCACAAUUAUAAACGAAUAGUUUAUUGGUUUUCGUUUCAUGAGCUAUCGACAUUUACUCAGAAACAUAAUGUUGGCUAAACUAACAUUAUGUUACCCACAACUGUAUGAAAUAUCUAUUAAUAGUAUAUAUUUGUUAAAUCGAUAACAUUGAAGCUUAAAAAUUGGCAUGAGGGAUGUUACCGACCUUCAAAGCAACUGUAUAAUUUCUAUAUAUGUACAGCGUGGAAAAUGGGAAAAAUGGCCAUCUCAAGUAUUGUCUUCAACAAUGCGUAAGAAUACAACUUAGAAUGGAUAAUAGGAAAAAAAGGUUUGUUGAGUAUCUUGUAAGCCAAAUGUUGAGUGGAAUAUUAAACUAGUAUUAUAUCUAUGUAAAACAUGUUUCUAAGUCUUCUAGAUAUAUGUUAAUAUAAACGUCGAAUACGCAAUACGUGGCAUUUAUUGACUCUGUUUGUAUAAAAUUAGUUGGUAUUUAGACAUCUAUAUUAAAUCAUUUUAAUUUUUAUCGGUGAUAUACAAUAUGUUAUAUCGCUAUGCUAAUUCAUUUGUAAAUUGGUUGUACGUCUUAUGUUAACGAAAUUGAAAAUUACUUUGAGUAUUAUUUUUAUAUCAGCCACGUCAUAACCGCGUGAAUUAUGUGACCGUAUAUAACUUGUAUUGUCGUAUGAACUAUCCAUGACUAUAUUUGAAUUUGCAGUUCCUGAACGUGUUCAUAAAAAUAAUCUUACAUUACAAUCGGUUUUAAAAGCAUAUAUUUCGUUUUCCUGUUUUCUUUCUACUGGUUAAGUAAUUACUGCCAUUUUAAUACUCAUGAUAUAAUACUCCGUUAUGAAUUUGUUUCUAUGUAAAUAGUAGAUAAUUCUAUAUUUUCUUCAAUAAAAUAAUGUACUUUAAA